UUUUUAAAGCUAGUUGGCAUCACCGGACGAAUUUUGGACGCUUGCAUUUCUUUUAGAUUUGGCGGUGGCUUUUUAAAAUAUUUCUAUACUACAUUUUUAAUAUAAAGAAGGAGAGCAGUAUGUGGCACAAUUUUGAAGCUUCGCCUAUGGAGGAUGAGACCAUAUCUAAUAUGUUCUCGUCCCGUGGAAUUUUUCGUAUAACCAGCGAGGAUCAGGUCGAGAAGUAUCCCGUUAUUCAGGGAUCAGUACAAAGCGGCAAAAUGGCGAUAUCUAUAGACAAAAGUCUGCUGCUAUUAGAAGAUGAGCUGGUGGCCAAGUGUAGUUUCCUAAGCUUUGAUGCCCAGAUCGAAGUAAUUGAAGUUUCUACAAACGGAAACCUGAUCGUGUGCGGCCUGAGCGAUGGGACAGUUCAUGGUGUAUACAUAAAGGGUGCCCUCUUGUUCAGUGUUUCCAUUAAAAUGGAAGAUGUAGGUCUCUCGGGCAGCACAUUCACCAACAUCCAUAAGAUGAAUCAGCGGAUCUACUUUACCUGUCGUAAUGGCAGCGUAUAUCGUUUAAGUGAAAUUGAUGAAGCCUCAUUGGAGUCUGUAGCUAGUAUUGUAUUAAAUGAAAAUGAGAGCACAGUCGGGGACAAGACAAUUCUGGAUGACGUUACACUAGAGCGGACUUCCAAAGACCGCUCUCUUGGGAAUAUAGACAACGCUAUUUUGUUAAGAAAAAUUUGUGCCCAUAGUUAUGCCAAAAACAAUCAACUGGAACCCUGCGACGAUUAUGAUCUUUUCUUAGCUGCUGCCCAGAAGUCGUUGAUUUGGAGGACAUCUACAAACGAUGCGACCCGUAUAGUUCUGCCAACUCACCUAGCCGACAUUAAAUACAUUUACAAUUUGGAUUACUACGUGAUUGGUCUAACCCACUCUGGUCAUUUGGUAGAGAUUUGUCCAUUCACACGCACCGUUGAUGCGUAUCAAUUAGCUCCAAAAGAAGAAUUUCUUAUUGAAGAUCUGCUAGUUAUGGAAACUAGUGAGGAAAACAUAGAGUUGUUAAUACUAACUAAAAUUAAGGAUGAAGCUCGACUUAUUAAACUCGUGGAAUACCCAUCUUUUAAAUGCAAAACCGAGGUGGAAGUACCCAAGCAUGCAUGGCUAAUCCGCCAGCCUAAAAGUGCCGUGAAUCUUUAUUAUAUGGCAGCCAAGCAAGACAUGAAAAGUGCUUCCUUCCCAUCAGAAGUUGAGAUGAUGAUCGUAUCGGAAACCGAUCCCAGUGAUCGAUUGAAAAAACUUAUUGCCAAGGGACGCCUCGAAGAGGCUGAGGAUUUCGGCAAGCAAUUUGAACUGUGCCUACAACCUAUUUAUGAGGCCAAAGCCAAGCAUAUUUUAGUGGAACUUUGCAAUAGCAACAUCAAUUUGGAUACCAAAAAGCUAGAGCAAACAUUUCAGAAAUUGCUUCAAUUAUUAGAACUAAUUGAAAGCAAGGCAUUCAUCAAAAGCAAUCGAAUGAUCAACUUAAGUUCACGGCCCAUUCUUGAACGGUAUUUAAAAGAAAUCCGAAAGCGGCUCAACUUUGAGGAAGAUGAGAAACAUGUUCUGGAGAUUGACGAGCAAUUGUAUCGCCUGAAAACCUUGGCCAUUACCGAUCCCUAUGAGUGCAAUAACGACUGGCAGAAGUUUGUCUAUGAUAAUAAUUUGAUAAAAACAGUCAAGUCCAUGUUUAACACCGACAUGCCAACUGCUUGCAUUAUCUGGCGUCGUCAUGCAAGCAGCAUUUUACCAAAUGUCAACGAGGAUGAGCUUAAGACUUUGCUGGGUUUCAUUCCAAGCAAUACGAAACCAUUCGAUAUGGUGCAAUGGCUGAGCCAAUUCACACCGUUGGUGAGCAAGACUCAUCCCGGCAUUAUGCCCUUUAUAGCCGACUGGGGUAUUGAGAUGACCCGUAAAUUGCAGUUUUCUCCUCAUUGGCCAGAUAUUGGUUUGGAAUUUUCCACAAAGAUUUUGAAAACUUUUGAGGAAAUUACGUUUUCUUACUCCGAUGUGCGCCGGCAGCAUGAACGGAAUAUAAAUAAACUGCGACUCCUUGUUAACGCUCUAAAUGAUUUAACAAUAUUAAAGUCCAAUUACAACAUGUCCUUAACGUUGGACAAUUACAUGCAGCAUACAAUUGAUGCGACAGCGCUUAGCAUAUUGCAACAUGUGAAAUUGGAUCAGUUGCAACAGCUAGUAACAGAUUUCUUGUACCCGAUAUACCAGGAGAAGGGUAAGGAGCCCGUGGAAGUGAUUCAACAGUAUGUUGCCCAAUUAGUGGCCAGUCGUCAGUCAUCCAGCUCUUGGCUAGAGCGUGCCAUUGCCUGUGUUAGGCAUAUUCACAAUGAGGAUAGCCGAUUGGAGUGCGCCCUUUCUAUUCUGCAAAACGCAGAAGUGCCCUGGCCAGAGUGUUUAACGCCGUUAAUAAAAUUACGAAACUCUUCACAUCCACUAGCUAUAAAGAUCAAUGCAGAAUACGAGAUUCAAGUGAUUAAAAUCAUGAAGAUCAAAUACGGUUGGACAGAAGACAGUUCGGCCGAUAUGAAUCUGGAUUUAUUUUCAAUGCGAAUUGUUAAAAUGAAUUUACCCGAAAUGAUGCAUGACAUACGCACAUUGACAAAGGCAGCUCCCGAAAUUUCGGUAAGCGCUAAUUUCAAUUGCUGCUACCAAAUGGCCAGACGCGGUCAGAUUGAGCAAGCCCAUGAGUUUUACAAAUCCCUCAAGACUACGAAAUCCGAUGUGGUCGCAAUAUUGGCCAAUAUGUUGGAGAGCUGUUCAUCACUCGAGUUGUCCAAUGAGACAAAGGCCACAGAGCAUUUGAACCAACUGGAAUUUUUCAAACUAUUGCUACCCCAUGUGGAGGCCACAUAUAAGCAGCGAUAUUUACUAAUAUACCAACGUUUUCAUCUCAAACAACAAUUUCAAAUUGAAGUAAACGCCAUCAGUGAGCUUAUCCCACUGCGUAGACGGCGGGAGUUGUUAGAGGAGGGUGUGGAGCGAAUAAUGGGGCGUGCCCAGGCCACUUUAAAUGUGUUCACAUUUAUUGCUAGUGAAAUGAGAGAUCUCUGCAAAUUGCUAAAUUUGUCUACAGUCUUUGGUAUAGAACAAAUAUGCCGACGAAUGAAUUGCCUGCCCUUAAGCUGUGCUCUGGCCUAUCAUGUAGUCCAAUUUGUCGACUGCAACCCAGAAAACAGCCGAGACUUUAUCAAUCUAGCCAUGGAGUUGCUUGCCCAGCAAAUUAGCAUAGCCAAAGGAAACACUCAGGACUCACCGUCUGCCCUGCAUUGUGUUAAAGAUAGCGACCCCCUAACUUUUCCCCUCGCCUACGAGUUGCUGACAUCUAGCCUAAAGUACGAAAAGAGUCGCCAACGCGAUCUCUGUGAGAUAAUUAAAUAUGUACGCGUUGCCUUUAUUAACUAUCCGUUAAAUGUCAUCGAUAAGCAUUAUCAGGGCACAGUCCAAGAGAAAAACAUUAACGAAGAAAUUGUACGAUCACUGGAUGGAGCGAGCAUCGCCCUAGGUGAAACUACUCUAAAUUUUACCAAUGCAUCUUUCGCAUCCCUCGAUGUGAAGCCGCAAUCAUCAAAGGGUCGCAACUCGGUGUCAAUGUUUGAUGAAGUUGAUGUUCAGCCAGGACAACAGGCCUUAAAGAAGAAGGACAUCAAGGAUCGUCUUCCCGUGGUCAAGUUCUUGUCACGCACUCUCCUACUCAUGAUGAUUGAAAUAGAACCGGAAAAUUGUCUUCUAUUGGAAUUACGAAACAUGCUAGACGAAAAUCUAAAACUUGAUCUUGAUGGUGCUCGAACCGAUUUCUUUGAGUCUUUGGAGCAGCUAACGAGGGAAAAAGAGCACAGUGUGUGGUAUCCGAUGGCACAGCAUCUUUUGGACUAUCAGAAGACAACCGGGCGCAGCAAAAAGAGAAUUAUCAAUGAAGGAUUCGUGACGGUGCAAUUGAGACGACUCAUCCGCAAUGCGAUUAGUAGCAAGGAUGUGAAUUUCAUAGAGCUAUUUAAAAUGUUGUUGGCCGAUAGUCAUUCAAUGGCUCUGAUGGUGAAACUUUCUACCGAUAUCAAAACAGAUCAGCAGAAAAUGAACUACCUCACUUUGUCUGCUAUGUACAAUGAGUAUAUCGGAGAAACGGAUGAAGUGGAGAAAAUACGUGCCAAACGCCUGAAGCUGUAUUAUUAUUUGGAAUUCUGCAAGCAAGAUCCCUCUAUUAAGGGCAAAUUCAAUGCAGAUACGGAUAAUAUUGAGCAAUUGCUGAAGGAGUUCCAUAACAAACAGCUGGAUGUGCAACUCCUAGAGCGUAUGAGUCGCGAUUUCGGCUUCGACUACCAGAAGAUACUGAUUGCUCAAAUAAUGAGCAUACUAAGCGCCCAGGAACUGCGCUUUGAGAUAAAACGCGAUACAUUUGGCGACGAAGAGCUGGUCAUGUUGAGUAACACGGACGAAAUGAGGGAGAUGUGCCAACCGUAUAUUAAUGAAAUAAAGAAUAUAGAUCUAUUUACGACCAGACUAAAACAGUUCAUCGAAGAGAUUAACAUCUACUUUUAUGAAUUGUACCUGUGUGUCAUUAAUAUGCUGAUCUAUUUUAAUGCCGCACCCAAAGAGAUGGAAAUUUGGACAAAUAUUUUGCAUUUUCUGCGCCACAAAAUGAUCACUCGACGUCGUAAUCGUCCUAGUCAACUGGAAAUAGAGAUGUCUCAAAACUCCGUUUUACCGAAAAUUGCACAAUAUCGUCUGCCAUUCAAACCGAUUGUGGAGAAACCUCUCAAGGAUAUUUUAGACUAUGAUAUAAAUGUGGAUAACUGUCAGAGCUGGUUUCCAUUAAUUCAAAUGUGUACGGCACUGAAAGGGUCCAAGGAUAGUCCCCAAAAUUGCGACUAUUUUUGUAUGUCAGCAGUUAAGAAUUCAAUGGACGAGCUGAAAUGCAAAAGUAAUUCGGACGCAUGGAGUCUGCGUCCUACGAACAAUGCUUUUCUGCAAGCAGUCUUGCGUCUGGCAAAGAACAUGAAUAGUCACAAUAAAGCAUUUCUUAUGCUGUACUAUGUAUCCAACUAUGUUCGCAGUGGAGCCGAUCAGGUGGAAGCCGCCUACGAGUGCUGGAAAUUCGCCAAGAAGCACGCUUUGCAGCUAAAUGACCCAAUGGUCAAGGAAAAAGUGAUCAAGAUUAGAUCUAAAUAUCCAAAACAAAAGACAAUGUUGUUGCUUCACACUUAUGGUUUGACCGAUGAGAAGCUGUUGCAGCUUGUCUCAGAUCCCAGAGAGCUCAUCUCCAGUCUCUAUCAUAACGACCUGAUUAUAAAGUCUGGCACGAUUGAUAUUAACGCUCUGGUCAAGGAGAUUGCCGAUUUGCAUGAAUUGGAUCUGGAUGCCAUACAAUUUAGUUUGUUGCAGAAAUGGCUAUCGGUCACCAUGGAACAAACAGAUGUCACCGUCCAUGAGGAAACUCUUGUGGAGGAUCCCUUCGGCACACCGAAUGAUGGAAUCGAUGCUGUUAAUGGACUCACUGUCAACAUUACCAGUGAGAAUGUGAUCAGAGCUGUCUAUGUACUUAGCAGUUGGCCAAAGUCGGACGCCGUUAAAUUUCUUAUUGGUUUCAUAUUUAAAGGCGGAUCAGUGAAUACCUCGACUCAACUCCAGAUGUACGAGUGUUUUUUGAAGCUUAAUGAUGGCAGUAAUAUCUUUGCCGACAUAAUAACCCAGAAACAAUUUAUCACCAUAAAAUGUGUUGAUGAUCUUAAAGCUCUUGGCUACAACUGCAACAUUGAUAAGUUUAAAGACGAUCAGUGUAACAAAAUUGACAUUUUGAAAAUGAUUUGGCAGCGUAAUGCCCAGAAUCCUCUCUCCUUGGUAGUGAUGGCCAACAUUUGUCUUGGCUUUGACAUUCAUUUGCCUAAAAUCUGGAAUGGCAUACUCAAACGCAUGGUGAUCUUUCACAUGAUCCAGGAGUUGAAUGCAUUACUUGAUGAGUUAAGCUGUAAGGCACAGUUGCUUCAUCUGGAUGGCCUAGCUGUGGCCUGGGACUAUGUGCUAUGUCAUCCACUUAAAAAUGCCAGUCAUACGCAUUCCUUUGAGCAAGAUGAACAGUUGCACAAGGUCCUCUUGCGCUUACAGGGCUGUCCAGUUGUCCAUGCUUUGAAUUUGCAACAGUUCGCUCAACACUGUAAACUGAUUCAGCGACCGCAUAUGGCAGCCGCAUUACUCGCCUUCUGCCAGAGUUCCCAACAGCGUGAGGACAUCAAGAAGCUCAUAUUAUCACGGCCAAUGGAUAAUUUACGUGAGCAAAUUCUAGAUCUAGAAGAUGCUGGCAUACUGCCUGUCAUUCUUGAUUUUGCCCUUAAAGAAUUGAAUCUAUAAGAGACACAAUCCCUUACUGUGUUUAUAAUAAGGUAAGGGGUCUCUAAGUUCAAUAUAUGUACAUUAUACUCAAUAAACAGGUUUAAGUUAAUUAUUUACAAUAAAAUAUAUUUAUCUUAAAAUCAAGAUGGAAAUCUUGAGUAAAUUA
This is a messenger RNA of Drosophila willistoni, 6525 nucleotides long. RefSeq lists its product as uncharacterized. Gene Ontology annotation, biological process: mitotic spindle assembly checkpoint signaling; protein localization to kinetochore involved in kinetochore assembly; mitotic sister chromatid segregation. The coding region runs from base 120 to 6377 and encodes 2085 amino acids. Gene Ontology annotation, cellular component: RZZ complex; cytoplasm; kinetochore microtubule. The transcript has 15 exons. Gene Ontology annotation, molecular function: small GTPase binding. The record is from RefSeq and is a predicted model, not a curated record. NCBI's taxonomy places the organism in Eukaryota, Metazoa, Arthropoda, Insecta, Diptera, Drosophilidae.